AUGUCUCUCUCAAGCAAAGGCCGGGACAAUGUCCUUUCCAGGGCUGAGAUUGAAGGCAUGAUUGCCGAGGACAAGUUGAUUAUCAUUGUUGACGACAAAGUACUCAGACUGGAUGCUUGGAUUAAAUUUCACCCUGGCGGUGACAUGGCCAUCAAGCACAUGGUUGGCAAAGAUGCUACAGAUGAGGUCAACGCACUGCAUUCACAGGAAGCGCGCCAGCGCAUGAGCAAAUUCCAGAUCGGCCGCAUCGAAGGAAGAUGGACCAACUUCCUCCCACCCAUCCAAGGCGGCACUUUCCGCCCGUAUAGCGAAAUCGAAGAAGAAACAGACGAAAUAGACUUGUUGAUCUCCGAAGUCUCAAGCGAAGAUGCUUCAGCUCCACCAUCCCCGAUUUUCGAACCAUCAGAAGACAUGUUCGGCUUAAGACGCAGGCUAUCCAUAUCCACGAUAUCCUCCUCGAUCAGUGUUACUCCUCUAUCAACCACAGAGGCCAAACGCCAAAUCUGCGUGAUUGAUGCGCGAACUCAACAGGAGAUCGAACUGGACGAGUCCAAGUAUCCCCCUCUCGAUGUCGAACAUCAAGAGUACAUCACCACAAAAUACCGUCAGCUCAACGAGCGCAUUCGCGCAGCCGGGCUUUACAACUGCAACUAUUCUGCUUACGCGGUUGAAAUAUGCCGAUAUUCAUUAUUUUUCGGUCUCUUUAUUUUCUUCUUGAAGCAGUCUUGGUUCUGUUUGUCCGGCUUGUUUCUCGGGUGCUUUUGGCACCAGCUCGUCUUCUCUGCCCAUGAUGCUGGCCACAUGGGUAUUACACAUGAUUUCCAAACAGACACAGUGAUCGGUAUGAUCAUCGCAGACUUUUUAGGUGGACUCAGCCUAGGCUGGUGGAAGAGAAGCCACAAUGUUCACCACAUCGUCACUAAUGCCCCAGAGCACGACCCUGAUAUCGAACUGAUGCCGUUUUUCGCCGUGUCGCAACGCUUCUUCAAGAGUUUGCGUAGCACCUACUACGAUCGGAUCAUGGAAUAUGACGCAGUGGCCAAGAUCACUGUUAAGUACCAGCACUACUUGUACUACCCAAUCCUCCUCUUCGGUCGCUUCAACCUCUACUACUUGAGCUGGGAACAUAUCUACCUCGGCCUUGGUCCCAAACACGGCGCGGGCUGGUGGCACCGGUGGUUUGAGCUCGCUGGCCAAAUCUUCUUCUGGACGUGGUUCGGUUAUGGUGUGCUCUACCUCAGCAUUCCUGGCCUUUGGAACAAGAUCGCAUUCGUUCUUAUCUCGCACAUGGUCACCGCUCCACUCCACGUGCAAAUUACACUCUCACACUAUGCCAUGUCCACCGCUGAUCUCGGCCCCCUUGAAUCCUUCCCUCAGCGAAUGCUUCGGACAACGAUGGAUGUGGACUGCCCGGAAUGGCUGGACUUCAUCCAUGGCGGUCUCCAAUUCCAAGCGAUCCACCACUUGUACCCUCGCAUUCCCCGUCAUAACCUGCGCAAAACGCAGAAGUUUGUCAAGGAGUUUUGUGAGGAUGUGAAGAUCCCCUACGCUGUCUUUACUUUUGUCGAUGGGAACAAAGAAGUUAUCGGUCGCCUUGCCGACGUCGCUCGCCAGGCGAAGAUUUUGGAGGAAUGCCGUAAGGCAUGCGCAGAGCAAGGCGUUUUUUCGGACCAUCACCAUUCCCAUUGA
Messenger RNA from Penicillium cataractarum, 1689 nucleotides. RefSeq names its product fatty acid desaturase. The coding region runs from base 1 to 1689 and encodes 562 amino acids. Lineage: Eukaryota; Fungi; Ascomycota; Eurotiomycetes; Eurotiales; Aspergillaceae. The record is from RefSeq and is a predicted model, not a curated record. The transcript has 2 exons. Gene Ontology annotation, biological process: lipid metabolic process. Gene Ontology annotation, molecular function: oxidoreductase activity, acting on paired donors, with oxidation of a pair of donors resulting in the reduction of molecular oxygen to two molecules of water. Gene Ontology annotation, cellular component: membrane.